CGACUGUUCCCGUGUGCAUAUAUGUAUGUUCUCGACCUCUGAGUUGAGAAACAGCCACAAACGUGAGUAAGCAAAGGCAAGCAUAGCAGAGCACUUGAUAUACAACAUUACACAUGGCCGGGGAAGAUAACAGAGCAGCUGAGCUCCCUCAAGAACCUUUACCAAGAUCGUUCGACAGUCUACUCGGAGGAAACCGAGGGAGAAAAACAUGGCCAGAGGUGGUGGGGAUGACAGGGGAAGAAGCGAAGAAACAGAUAGAGGAAGAAAGUCCAGGAAUAAGUGUUCAUAUAGUUCCACAAAAUAGCUUUGUUACCAUGGAUUUUAGGACCAACCGUGUUCGGGUUUACGUGGACUCUUCUGGGAAAGUUGCAAAUGCUCCCAAAGUUGGCUAGCUCAACAUUUUCAUAGUAAUGCAUCAAUUUAAGGUUAAACUCUAAAAUAAAAUUGUUUGAUGUGUGUAUCGAUCUUCGAUCUUGUUAUAUAGAGCCUGUUUGGCUGUAUUUAAAAUAAGUUACUUAUGACUUCUGUGUAUUGUGGCUUUUAGCUAAUUGUGAAAAUUGUGACUUUAAGCUGAA
This is a messenger RNA of Daucus carota subsp. sativus, 575 nucleotides long. Its product is annotated as subtilisin inhibitor. Bases 114 to 392 code for a protein of 92 amino acids. The record is from RefSeq and is a predicted model, not a curated record. The transcript is spliced from 2 exons. Gene Ontology annotation, molecular function: serine-type endopeptidase inhibitor activity. NCBI's taxonomy places the organism in Eukaryota, Viridiplantae, Streptophyta, Magnoliopsida, Apiales, Apiaceae. Gene Ontology annotation, biological process: response to wounding.